UUCCCCCGAUACAGACAAGGUGUCCAGAUUCAGGAAAUUAAGAACUGCAAUGACAACUUCCCUCCAAGAAUACAAGCCAAAUCUGUGUUGUAUAGAAAGGGAACAGUAUUGCUGCUGUUCCUGAAUUCUCUCUGGAGAUGUGUUAUUUCUAAUCAUCCUCUCACUUGUUUAAGAUCUCAUAAGUAGAGAGAAUAUGUUUUCUCUUGUCCGGAGGUUCUCCUAGGUAGCUGUUAGGCUGAGUCUGUAUUGUCAGCGAAGGUCGUUGUACCUCAGGGGAGUGUGCUGUUAUUAAAAACGUUCACCACUGAAAAGGGUUAAUUUAAUUAAAUAUUUUCUCUAGUCUAGAAAAAUGGAUGAUGAUGGUGAUGAUAUUCCCCAGCUUUCAUCCCAUACAUUGGCCGCCCUCCAGGAGUUCUAUUUGGAACAGCAGCAGAGAGAGGGCAUGAAGACCUCCCAAGGGUUUAAUCAAUAUUCCAUUGGCUCAAUUGAAGAAGACUGGCAACUGAGCCAGUUUUGGUACAGUGAUGAAACCGCAUCACGCCUGGCUGAUGAAGCAGUUGUAGCAGCUGGGAAGGGUGGCAGGAUAGCAUGUGUUAGUGCACCCAGUGUAUACCAGAAACUGAAAGAACAGGAUGGUAAAGAUUUUUCAGUCUGUAUACUGGAAUAUGACAGAAGGUUUUCUGUAUAUGGAGAAGAAUUUAUCUUCUAUGAUUACAACCACCCUUUGAACUUACCUGAAAAUCUCCUGCCACACAGUUUUGACAUUGUUAUAGCAGAUCCACCCUAUCUGUCUGAGGAAUGUCUUCAAAAAACUGCAGAGACCAUCAAAUAUUUAACAAAAGGAAAGAUUCUGCUUUGCACAGGUGCAAUCAUGGAGGAACAGGCCAAAAAGAAUCUUGGUGUGAAGAUUUGCAAGUUUAUUCCAAAACAUGCACGAAAUUUAGCCAAUGAAUUUCGGUGUUACGUGAAUUAUGCUUCUGGGCUGGAUUGAGCCUCCUGAGAAGGUCUACAGAUUUCUCAGUCAUGCUCCUUUCUAUUUUUUAGCAGUGACUGUAUUUCUCAGUGCUGAAAUACUCAGCUCCAAGUACUGUUUUCUGGGCCAGCUUUAAUCAUGAUAGCCUCUCUCUUUUAAAUGUGUUUUGUAUCGUACAUUUUUGGUAAAUGGGGACCAAACAGCACAGGUGCUAGACAAUGGAAGCUUCUCUGUUAGGGGUUCAUUCAAACUGUCAGGUUUUACCAUUCAAGGACUCUUCAGUGACCCCUACAAAGUGAUUUUAGCUGGUUGGUGUAUAACAACACACAGGUGCUUGCCUGACAGUCACUGGAGUCAUCACUGCAUCAGAACUGAUGACUUCCUAGCUAGUGGAUGGUUGAAAGAGCAUGACUAGUGGUCUCCUUUCAAUCUUGAGAGAUGCUCCCUGAGUAAAAGGCUUGAGAGAUGUUUGUUCUGAAUAUGUCAUGUGUUUUCAGAUUCAUUAGCCAGCAGGCUGAGGUUUUUAUAAAGAAUAAUUGGAAGAGAAAAUAGGUCUCCUUCUGAAGAGGCCUCUCCCAUUACUUUUAAUAAUCAUCAGAACUACCCAGCAGUUGCCAAGUAAGAUAAGAAUUAUUCUCUCACUAUCGUUGCCAGACUGGCUUUUUAAAAUAUUGUGGUUAUUAUUUCACCCUGCUUUGUCACAAACCCAGACUUUCUUUUUGUGAAAAGAUCUAUUUUGUCAUCACUUACACCAUACAAACUCGUGUACAUAUGCAUACUGUACUAAGUCAUUACACAUCUCCUUGCAGAAGCACAGUGCAUUUAUUUUGUGGUGUUUAUGUGUUAGUGCAACAGAAAGUCUUU
Messenger RNA from Neopsephotus bourkii (Bourke's parrot), 1837 nucleotides. It is a transcript of the gene EEF1AKMT1, whose product is annotated as EEF1A lysine methyltransferase 1. Bases 350 to 991 code for a protein of 213 amino acids. NCBI's taxonomy places the organism in Eukaryota, Metazoa, Chordata, Aves, Psittaciformes, Psittacidae. The record is from RefSeq and is a predicted model, not a curated record. Gene Ontology annotation, molecular function: protein-lysine N-methyltransferase activity; nucleic acid binding. The transcript has 4 exons. Gene Ontology annotation, biological process: methylation.